Molecule: messenger RNA, 2426 nt
Organism: Centruroides sculpturatus (bark scorpion)
Lineage: Eukaryota; Metazoa; Arthropoda; Arachnida; Scorpiones; Buthidae
Product: stromal interaction molecule homolog
Exons: 14
Coding region: 37-2424 (795 amino acids)
Biological process (GO): intracellular calcium ion homeostasis; activation of store-operated calcium channel activity; store-operated calcium entry
Cellular component (GO): plasma membrane; endoplasmic reticulum
Molecular function (GO): calcium ion binding; calcium channel regulator activity; protein binding
Source: RefSeq, a predicted model, not a curated record
ACUAAACGUACAGAAGUUUGUUUUGUGUGUGUACGGAUGUGUGUGUUUGUUGGAAGAGAGUUUGUCAAGAUGUUGAGUUUUGCUUGGAUCGUUAUAGUUGUAUGUCUUUUAACAAUUGACUGUGAUCAUUGUACUUACGUAAAUUGUGCCGAGGUUUUGGAAUCGAGCGUUAAAUCGUCUACAUUUAGUCACGAUAGUAAUGUCAAAGUUUCCAAAAGAAUGUCAACUUCAUCAAGCGUAUCCAGUGAAAAUGUCAAUGAUGAAGAAGAGAAGUGGGAUUGCGAAGCCAUAAAUGCCUGUUCUGAUAAAAUGGGUUAUAAUGCCAUUGUCACGCUUCAUCAACAAUUGGAUGAUGAUGCUAAUGGAAAUAUAGACAUUGCCGAAAGUGACGAAUUUUUAAGAGACGAACUUCAAUAUGAAAAUGGAUACGAUAGACAAAAAGGCUUUCAUCGUAAUGAUAAAUAUAUUAGUGUUGAUGAAUUGUGGCAGUUUUGGAUUACAUCAGAAGUUCAUAAUUGGACAAUGGAGGAGACAAUUGAGUGGUUGGUGUCAUCAGUUGAACUGCCACAAUAUGUAAAAAAUUUUCAAGAAAAUGCUGUUACUGGCACAACUUUACCAACAAUGGCUGUAAAUAUGCAUUUUUUAAAUUCUGUUUUGGGUAUUAAAGAUUCCAUUCACAAACAUAAAAUUGCUUUGAAAGCAAUGGAUGUUGUUUUAUUUGGACCACCAAGACAUCACAAUUAUGUGAAAGAUGUUCUUCUUGUAUUUUCUUUGGUAAUUGCUAUUGGAGGAUGCUGGUUUGCUUAUGUGCAGCAUAAAUAUGCUCAAACGCACAUGCGUAAAAUGAUGACGGAUAUGGAGAGUUUACAAAGGGCUGAAGAAACACUUUUAGAAGUUCAAAAAGAAUUGGACAAAGCUAAAAUGGAACAUGAAAGUGUUAUGCAGGAGAAAAAGAAUUUAGAACAAAGGUUACAUGAAGAAAUUAGUAUUGAAGAGACAGAUAAUCUUGAUACCGGGCAAUCUAGAUUACAACAGUUAGAACAACAAUUACAAAAUGUACGAGAAGAAUUGAAAGUAGCAAAAAAAGCUUUGGAAUCUAGGUCUUGGGUACCACCUCCAGCACUACAACACUGGUUACAAAUGACACACGAAUUAGAACUGCGGCAUUAUAAUGCUAAAAGAUCUGCAGCAGAACAACAAUUAGCAGCAGCCAAGGAAGGAUGUGAAAAACUUCGUAAAAGAAGAUCUAGUUUUCUUGGAUCUUUUCGUAUUGCUCACGGUGGAUCAAUAGAUGAUGUGGACAAUAGAAUUCUCCAAGCAAAAGCUGCUUUAUCGGAAGUGACUAAAGAUCUUCAAGAAAGAUUACACAGAUGGAAACAGAUAGAGUUGCUUUGUGGAUUUCCUAUUGUUGUUAAUCCUGGUUUAAUACACCUUGAGUCAUUAUUGCAAAGAAAUGGAACUUCUGGAAUUUCAGUUUAUCCAGCAGUGAAGCAUAGCACUUCAAAUGAAGGAAGUGAAAAUGAUGAUGAUGUUUCUCCACCCUUUGGUCUUAGAACAAGUGCAGUGCAGCAACUAGUCCACAAUUCCGCGACACUUUUUCUUGCACCCGCCCCUUCAAGUUACCUAAGUCAAUAUAAUGACUCUUUGUUACUUAACCCAUCCCUUCGGAGAUUAACACAACAUGAUAAUAGAGUCUCUAUGGUGGCAAGUAAACAUGUGUCUUCCUAUGUCAGCUGUGAUCUUCCUUUAAAUAAUGGUUCCAUAACCAGCAUUCCUUCAGUUCCCUACAGACGAUCUGGAUUUUGUUUAGACAUUCAUAAUGAUGUUGUACCUGGUGCUACUGAUGUAGCUUGCAUUCUCAAAGCACCAGAUUUGAAACAUUGUUCUUCGUCAAGUGCAAUUUUGCAGAUGAAUGCUAACUUUCUGAAUAGUGAUCAAUUUAUUAACGUUGGUCAAAUGGAGGAAAAAGUCAAUGAGGAAUAUGCUACCGAAGACACUACUGUUUCUAUGUCUCUCUCACCCGAACUCACAUUAGAAAACAUUCGUCCAAAUUUUACUCUAGGAGACAGUCCACAAGAAGCAUUACCACCUGGAAAUCAAAUAUUUGGUAAAAAGAUUGUUAAAAGUCAUAGUCAAGACAACCACUUUACUCCUCCAAGAGAAAUAGGAAAGAAAUCUCUUUCAGAAUCUUGUUUGAAUCCAGAAAAGGACAGUUCUGCAUCGACAAUCACUGACGGAAGUACAAAAGUAGCAGGUCGACGGAAAAAAUCCAGCAAUCUCUCGUCCGUAUUUCGUAGUUCGAUACUGGACGAAGAAGGCACCACGGAUUCCAGUCCCACUAAUUCCAUACCCGAGGAAGGACAGAAGGAUAAAAAGAAAAAGUUCCUGCCACAUUUGAAAAAGAAAAAAUCAAAAGUCUCGUGAAA